Lymnaea stagnalis (great pond snail) is the source of this 21752-nucleotide messenger RNA. Lineage: Eukaryota; Metazoa; Mollusca; Gastropoda; Lymnaeidae. The record is from the annotation of a GenBank genome assembly.
AAAUAUAUUGUUCAUCUUCCGACCCAAGGAGGGGGUUAUUGGAAGGGGAAUAAAUUAGAGGGUAAGCGUUUUGAAAAUCUAGCUAUUCCUAUCAGCAGUUACAAAGAACUUGUUAAAUGUUUGUGUUCCGUUGAGUCGUUCGAUUCGACAAAGAAUGAGGAAAUAACUUGUUUUACAUAUAAUAUCAGGAAGAUGGAGUUGAGAGUCGGAAACAAGUACAGACUGGGCAGAAAGAUAGGGAGUGGUUCAUUUGGUGAUAUUUAUCUAGGUAUGUAUAUUUAUAAACGUUUCUUUAGGCCCUAGUUAAAUUAAUAAACUUGACCUGUUUUUCAUUUUGCUGUGUUACACUAUUUUGAUGUAGGAUGACAAUAAGUAUAAGCAAACCGUAAGAUGUGUUGUGUAACUUGGAAACUGUGUUCACAGGCUUUAUGAGAUUUAUUCAUUUGGCAAGACCAUCCUUGUUUCUCACUUUUUAUCUGUUGGGAUAUUUCAUUAUAUGACAACUAUUACUAGUCUAUCUAUUACUUGUUAUCGUCAAAUUCAUGUUUUUUAUUUUUGUGUGAUUUUUUUUUGUGUGUGCCUGACAUCACUGACUGAACCCAAUCACUGGCAUAAAUUUGGUAACCAAGGCUAUCCUAUAAUAUACUAUAUUUAUAUACUAAGGGUAAGUGUAUCACUUACCUUUUUGAUAGUUUUGGCUUUGGGUAUUUUGAUUACUGUUGAUGAUAUAAUUGUGAUGAUUCAAAUGUUUACUCAAACACACCUUUAUUUUGUUGACUCAUUCACCUAUGUCAUCAGUAGCCUAACAUAUUGUAGCAUAAAAUAGUAGUAACAAUUCAAUAACAAUGAAUAGGCCCAAUUCACAAAAAAUUAUUGGAUUGAUGUGGCACAAGUAUUAUUUAUAAUUUGUUAGCAGGUCCUGGCCUUUGUAAGAUUAUAUGUAAUAAAAAAAAUCCUGUGCAUUGCUUGGGCUUGGAAUUUCUGAAUUCAUCAUUUCUUAUUGGAGAUUAAUAGAUUUGGCCUUUGGCUAAAAUAGCUGUUAAGGAACUUCAUGAUAGCUAUUUUUGCAAUACAUCUAUUCUAUACUAUGUUAGUGUAGGAGUAUAGGCCUUCUCAUACUCAACUUAUGCUGAGAAUUUUCUGUAACUUUGGCAAGAUAUUACAAAUGAUAUUACAAUCUCUCUUCAAUUUGUACACACAGCCCCACCUUCCCCCCCCCCAAAUUGUUUAAAUUAUUUCUUAUAUACCUUGACAUGGGUGAAAUUGAAGGCAAUUCAAACUAUCAAAGUGCAAAGGGGAAUGAAAAACUAUAUUAUUUUUCUUCAUAGUUGAUCUAUUGCAAUGACUAAAUUGUUGUUUUGUAGUCACCAUCAUUUUUAGCAUUAGUUUAAUUUUGUCAGAUGUAGGCUGGAAAUUGAAUGGAAUAGGCUUAACUAAUAAUUUUGUUACUGUCUGUCUUAGUUUCUCAUCAUGCACUGUGUAAUGCAUAGAUUGAUUCUCAGAUGUGCAAGUGCAAGGUCUUUUUAAAAUGUCUCUCUAUUCUUAUUUCGGGGUCUUCCUUGUCAACUUUUUCCCUUGGGGGGGCAUUAAAUAAAUAGGCCUAAUGGCUUUUAAUAUGUGUUGCCCUGAACGGCUCAUUGUACAAAAAGCUAAUUUUGCUUCCAGUCAGUACUCUAAGCUAUUUAAGACUCCUUCAUUCAGUAGGUUGAGUAGGUUAAAUUUUCAAUAUUUUUGGACUGCUUUAGAAACAUUGUUCACAAUUUUUUUUAUUUAUUUGAUUUCAUAGAGUAUUGUUAAUUAUAAAGAAAUAAAGCUUUGUUUAUGCUGUCUUUAUCUUCAUAUAUUGAUCUAUUUGAAAACUUUGUUUGAAAAUAUCUUUUAGGCACAGAUAUAUCAAAUGGAGAAGAGGUGGCCAUUAAGUUGGAGUGUGUUAAGACUAAGCACCCACAGCUUCACAUCGAAAGCAAAAUUUAUAGGAUGAUGCAAGGAGGGGGUAAACAAACUUUUUGUCAGAUCCAUAUAAUAAUAGCUUAUUUAUUAGAGCUUAUUUAUUAGAGCUAUUUAAUAACUUAAGUGUAUGGUUUGGAACAAAUGGCAAUCUUUUAGCUAAUUAUUAACAGGGUUCCCUAGGUAGUCUGGAAAUAGUAGGAAUUUCCUUUACUUAUUUUCCUGGUCAUGAAGUAUCCUUUAAGGAUGUCUGCUGCUGCACCUAAGAAGAUCAUCUCUUAAAGGCAAAAGCUGCUCUUCUUCAAGUGGUUGCUCUAGUAUUACAACCAUUUCUUAAGUUAUACUAAACAGACAACCCCUAUCCUGUGAUUUUUUGGUAACAGACCAGGGAUGCUUGGUUCAGUCUCGUAUGUCAAGGUUUAUCAUAACAGAGUUAAUAUCGGAUUCCAAAACUGUAAAAGCUAUUUCAAGCUUAGAGGAAAAUAAUUACAUGGAUACCAGUUAAAUAAAUGAUGGAUUUUUUGCCUCCAGGGUUUUGCUGAACAAAGACCUGUCAGGUACACAAAAAUUCAAUUUUAGAUCAGAAUGGCAAGGCUUUUUUAAUUGCCACAGAUAAUGUAAAAAUCUAUCAUUUACCUACUAGUGAGAAAUAUGUCCUGGCAGGACCCAAGGCUCAUGGUUUCUUAAAAAGACAAGCUGAGCGCAAAACCUCUAUUGACCAGAGUCCUCAGAGUGAUGUGUGAGGCAAAAGGAGCUGUAGAACUUAUGCUCAAGAAUAAUGUCUAAUAGGUCCUUUAAAGAAUGAUGGGUGGACAGCAAUCAUGGUUGCACAAGUCAUUGCUGUUGCACUACAAUGGAUUUAUUGAUAUCAAGUAUAUUUUUAUGCCAUUUGGAGGGGAAAAUCUUAAAUAAACAUUCAACUGUUGAGAAUUCAUCUAUUUCAACUUCAGCUUUAUCACCUACCUUAGGUGUCCACUUUUACACCUUCUCAGUCAAGCUCCCAAUUUGUGUGUCCUCAUAUGAAACCCUCAUUGCAGAGAUGUUAUAAACACUAAAGUGUGUUUACUCAAACUAUUCAUUUUCAUCACAAGAAGAAAUCAUUGAGUCUAUAUAUGAAAAGAUGUUUUCCACUUGUGGUAGCAACGUGUGUGUUCUACCUCCUGGAGAACAAAUAGCAAAUGUUUUCCUUGCACUUUAAAAGUAAACAACUUUUCAAGUCUGAGUAAAUUGUAAAAUUGCAAUUGCUAGGAAAUUUAAUAAAUAUUAACAUAUAAUCACUUUUAUUGCUGAAUUUUGUGUGUGUCUGUGUUGUAUUUCAAUAUUGUGUUUACUUAAAAACAUUAUUUAAUUAAUCUUCUUGUUUAUAUAUUAUCAACAAAACCAUGGCAUUACAAUGGUCAGAAUUUUUUGUUUUAAAAAAGGUAUUUAGUUUUUGAGUGGUAACUAUGUAUUAAUUCAAGUUAAUUCUAUGCAAUUAUAAUAUCAAUCUAAAUUUGGGUUUUUCGUUGACGGAUAUUUUAAUUUAAAUAUCAACGAUUUUUUUAAAUUUAUGGAGUUCAAAAAUAUAUAGCGCUACAGGCAUGGAUGGAAAAUAUGCAGGAAGUACAAGGAGAAUUUUUAAACCAAAGUAUACUAAGUGAUAGAAGUUGCCUUGAUUAAAUGUUUUACCUCCUUGAAGCAAUAGGUGAUGUAGGAUUUAAGUACACACUGGAUGAAAAAUAUUCGGCCGAUCACCUAAUAUCAAAUUGUCAUUAUGUUACCAGUGAUCAAAAUAAUUUAAACUGGCUCAAGCAAACAUUAACAUGCACAAUUUUGAGUGGUUAUGACACUUAGUAAUUCUGAAACCAAGCUGCAAUAUUCUGCCAUAAUGGCUAGGAAAAAAAUGAAGCAAUUUCAGGUUGUAUCCGUAUUUGUUCUUGCCAUUAUUCAUUAAUUUUUCCCAAACCUGAUGAAAUUUUGUUUUUUCAUUAUCAGUGGGUAUUCCAACAAUCAAAUGGUGCGGAGCAGAGGGUGACUACAAUGUUAUGGUCAUGGAGCUUCUUGGCCCUAGCCUUGAGGAUCUGUUCAACUUCUGUUCACGGAAAUUUAGCCUUAAAACAGUCUUGCUUUUAGCAGAUCAGCUGGUAACUACAUUUUGAAAGUUUUUUUUAUUAUUAUGCUAGUCUAAAUAUUGAAUAACUAGAAGAUAUGACCCAAUGUUACUGGGAUAAUAAUGGAAUGCAUUUUGAGAUACUUGCUAUUAGGAAGUCUGAUUUUUUUUUUUUUCUUAUAUAACUGAAUAGGGUUUUGAUGUUUUGUAUUCUCAAAAAUAAAUAAAAGAACCAACAAUAUUCCACACCUAUUUAUAAAUUUUGUAAAUAGUGCAUCAGACUUUCCUUAUUUUUUAAAGGAAUUAUAUAUGUAUUGAUGUCAAUCUUGUCUAACAUUCAGUUUUGAGAAAUAUUUAUCUAUUAUAUAAUAUAAUUCUACUCUACUGCAAAUAAACAAGACAAAUUUGUUCUCAAAAUUAUAAAAACAUGUCCUUAAAUUUACCCCAAAAAUCUAAAUACUUUUAAAACAUCUUCAAUAACGAAAAUUGAUAAACUGGUAUUUUCUUUAAAAAUUUAACCAAUCUUUUGCCACCUUUCACCAUUAUAUUAUCGGAAAAUUGUAAAACACAGAAGUCUUGUAUCUAAAGAAAAAUCUCUUAACCAAUUUUCAUGUCUGUAACAACCUUUUUAUUAAAGAAAUAUUAUUAAUCUUUUAAAAAUUGAUACCAACUUUUCCAAGAACUUUAUUUUUAGCAAAAGGGAAGCAAAAAUAGAUUUUAAUUUUUUGAAAGAAAAUCUUAACCCAGCUUUGUUGACACCCCUGAAUUGUAAAUGAAAACAAAAUUAUGGCAAGAUUUUGUAGCUUAAAUUUUCACAUACUUAAAAUGAUUGGGUUUUGAGAUAUUUUUAGCCAUAGAAAUAUGUUCCCAUUCUCUUUGAAAUGUAUGUCUUGAAAUAUUUAGAUUAUAUUUUAAUAUAAACAUAUUGUUUAUCCUCAUAAGUAUGUGCCUGUCCUUAAUCCUCGCCCUUGAACUGUAUCUUUUGAAAGUUAGUAAAAGCUUGAUGUCCUUAGUUGCAAAGAAAAAACACAUCCUAUAUUUUACCCUUUCCAACUUUUUGGAGGUAUGGGUACCGGUAUACUUAAGUAAAUGUACAUACUUGCACUGUUUUUUCUUAAAUAAAAUAAGUUUAUUUAAAAGAAAAUAUCACACUUCUUUUUGACAACAGUCAUAUCAGAUUUACAGAUUUUUAGUUAUCCACCUGAAAAUGUACACAUUUUCUUUCCUCUUUUCUCUGCUUGAAAUGUGUUUCUUAGAAGGUUAAAUAUAUUAUUUCAUUAUUUUUAAAGCUAUCUAUAUACCAAUUACCAGUUUGUAACAUAUUUUUGCUUUGAGAUAUUACAAUACUUAUGGUGGCAUCAUAUGUGCUGUCUGGGGGUAAAACUAUAAAUUCCAUCCCCUGCACACAAAUAUUUUUAAAGAUUUUAAGAAAUAUUAAUAAAAGCAGCCCAGGGAUAAACUCUUAUGUUGCUAACUCACACUUUUUGUUGGCCUCUAAGCUAAAUAAACAUUAUAAAGGGCUACAUUUUCAAAAUAAUAAUUAUAUUUAAAUGCUUCUUUUCGUUUAUGUUCAAAAAUGUUUAUUUUCAAAUUGGAGGUGAUUUUUAAUGGGCCCCAAAAAUUAUUUUUAAUAAACUUUCAAAAUGUAUAAACAGAAAAUGGUAAAAAUCCAUAGUUCACAAGUUUGUUAUAAAUUAUUUAUAUGCCCAUAUUCAAGUCUGUACUGUUUUUGGGUUUUGAGAUAUUCCUGUGAUAGAAGAAACAAUGUCACUCAAAUACAUAAAAUCCUUUUAAAAUGUAAAAAAGCACUAACAAUAUCUCAUUUUUAUUACAGAUCAGCAGAAUAGAAUAUAUCCAUUCAAAAAAUUUUAUCCACCGUGAUGUCAAACCUGAUAAUUUCCUCAUGGGCCUUGGAAAGAAAGGCAAUCUAGUGUACAUUAUAGACUUUGGCUUGGCCAAAAAGUAUCGUGAUGCAAGGACACAUCAACAUAUACCCUACAGAGAGAACAAAAAUUUAACAGGAACUGCCAGAUAUGCCAGCAUCAAUACUCACUUAGGGAUUGGUAAGUACUUUGAAUUUCUUCUUAAUCAAACUAUGGUUAUUAGGAUAAAUAAACAAAAAUUUCCUUUUCUUUAAAAGUGCGCUCAUAAACUUUCUUAGAUAAUUCGCAUUUAUUUAUUUUUUCUCUUUUAGAGCAAAGUCGGAGGGAUGAUAUGGAAUCUUUAGGCUAUGUGUUCAUGUACUUUUUGAGAGGAAGUUUACCAUGGCAGGGCCUAAAGGCAGCAACUAAACGUCAGAAAUAUGAACGUAUUAGUGAGAAGAAAAUGUCAACACCUAUUGAGGAAUUGUGUAAAACUUUUCCAUGUGAGUUUUUCCCUAUUUUUAAUUUCUUAAUUCAUACUUUCAUUAUUUUUUUUUUAUGUUAAUUAUAAAUUAUUAAAAAUAUAUUUUGUUGUAGAUGCACUAAUUUUUUUUUUUAUCUAAGUGUGUUGUCUUCAUUAUUUAACCUGCCAUCAUAAAUUUUGAUGCUUAUUUCUCCUCAGCUGAAUUUGCCACUUACCUUAAUUUUUGUCGAUCAUUAAGGUUUGAUGAUAAACCUGACUAUUCCUACCUUCGACAACUAUUCAGAAAUUUAUUCCACCGGCAAGGUUUCACAUAUGAUUAUGUUUUUGACUGGAAUAUGCUCAAGUUUGUAAGUAUUCUUUCAGUUCGUAUAUUUUUGCAUUUGGUCUUUUAUUUGCCUGAUCAACUGAGUAAAAAUAAACUAAAAAUAUAAAAAUAUUAGAAGUGUUAUUAUGGAAGAGCCUAAGUAAGAAAUUUUCUUUUCAUUUAAUUUUUACUGUCACUAUAGCCGAAUCACACUGUUUAAAUAUUUUAAAUUAAAGACAAACUCAUUCAGAUAUGUUCUCAUCAACUAAAAGAGGUCUUUACCCUUUUCUGGUAGCAAACUAAAGUAAAACUUAGUUUUAGUUUUUAAUCUUAAAUUGAAUUGCUCUUAAUGUUUUGUCAUGUUUGUAUGCAUUUUUAUCUUAAAAAGAUAACAUCAAUAAUGUUAAUACAUACUGUAGGGAGGAAGAGGCACAGAAGAAUUAGAGCGAGAGCGUAAAAUGCACAGUUCCACAGCUCGGGCACCUGUUACUGCCGUGCCAAGACGCACUGACCAAAUGGUAGUACAACCAGGGCCUAACUCAGGGGACUUCAACAGUAAGUACCAUUUUUUAAAAAAGAAAGAAAAAAAAAUCAGUAGUAAAAACUGAUUUGUUUGGCCACUUUAUUCCUUAAAUAGAAUGCUUUUUUGUGGGAUUGCUGACACUGAAGACACAGUUUGGCAGUGUUGAACCCUUGGUUUUAUACAACAAAAUUAUCUCACCUGUGUGAUGCAUCUUGCUGCUAUUUUAUAUGUGUUGGGAUUUGAGAAAAAAGGUUAUGUUUAGUAAUCAUGUUUUGUCCUAUCUUAUGUUUUGCCCCACUGUAUAGUCAAUCUUUUGUUUCCCUCUUUCUAUCCUAGCCAAUGUCCUGUAAAGUAAAGAAAACCCAGUUAGCACAUGAUUUGUAUGUAAAUAUUUGUCUAUAUAAAUAUCUACUACCUAUACAUUCUUGGGAGCUAUUUAACCUGCAUAAAUUAAUGCUUUAAAUAACUACUGCUUAGAAUCUUUCAAGUGCUUAUAUAGCUAUAUUGUCACAUUAACAGGUAGCAUAUUAUUCUGGUACCCAACCAACAAUUUUUAUCUACAAUUCUCACUUUCAUCUACCUAUUUUGUUACUGAUUGAAAAAAAUAGUUCUCUUUGAUGUUAUGUACUUUAUUAUUUUACACAAAUCAAAUCUUAUAGUAUUUUAUCCAAACCAAAUUUGACAGCUCUAUCAGUUCUUUUGUGUACCAGUAGAUGACAUCUUACCUCGGUAGAGGCAAUGUAGUUUCUCAUUAUAUGAAAUGGAUAUGAAAACAAUUCAUUACCAGUUUAACCUGUUACUCUCUGUAUAGCUUAUCUAUGCGUAACCAUUUUGUAUGUUAUAGUGCUCUCCAAUCCGAUAGUUUUUUAAAAACAAUUUUAAAGUUUAACUCUUUCUCUCCGGAAUUAUUUUCUGCGUUCUGACGGAAUUAUCUAUUUUGCGUUUUUGUAACGCACCACUAUAUUGUCUCGAAACCUUCAUAACUUUUUUGGUUUUUUUAUCAGAAAGUGCUUAGCUUGGUAUAGAAUUAAAGGAGAAUGUAUGCCCUUUACAAGCAAACCAGACUUUGGUUUACAUUUUAAUAUAUAAAUGUGAUUAUCAUUUCAGAAAAAUAAAAAAUAAAAAACUUAACUGUUCACGAAACGCUCAUUCCAAGUCACACGAGAAAUAUAUAAUCCAAAGUGUAACAAAAAAUUAUUUUUUUCUGAACUAUAUCCAUAUGUGCAUCACACAUAAUAAAGAUCAACUAAAAAACUUAAGGAAUUAAACCUCAGAGCACAUUAUCCAUUGUCACCGUCACAUAAAAAAUUUGCAAAACAAAAUUAACUAUUUCCAUUGGAUACAAUUUGUUGCUAUUAUAAAAUAUUUGCACUGUAUUCUUGUAUGUACUAACAUUUAUAAUGGUAAAUGGAACAUUUUCCAUACAUUUUUCAUAUCUUUUCAUCUGUUUUUAGCUAUGGUAAGCCUAAAAACAAUUCAUAAUGAUGUGCACUUUAGCUGGGGACAGGGCUGGUUGUUCAUCAGCUGAUGAAUUACCAAUUUCAUUAUUUCGUCACUAGUACUACUAAUACUAGUUCUAGGAUUAUAAUCAUACUAUUUAAAAGGAAUCAGCUUCUGCAUUUGAAAUAAUAAAAUCACUGUCUGAAUCAUCAUGAGGGUAAUAUUUUGAACCUUAAUUAGAUCAAUCACCAGAUGGGUCAGGUCAAGAUUUCAUGUUUGUAAACAAAAAUAAAGUGGACGAUCGUAACAACCGCUUCAAACACUUCGUUCUCUGCCAAACCUCUUUCAAACACCGAAAAACCGGAUGUUUAUACAAAGGGAAAUUAUUCUGGAAUUGAUUUAAAAUAACUAAAAACCAAUAGCUAAGAAAAGAGCCGAAAUAAACAGGUUUUUAUACAUCGAUGGGAGCGUUGUUCCGGAGAGAAAGAAGAAAAAUUUCUAAAUAAUAUAGCACGAGUACACUUUUCUUUUAUCCUAAAUUCCGAAACAAUUAUGCUCUACAUUGUUAUGUAUGCUUAACUUUGUCUUUAAGCUUUAGUCUUUCUGUAAAUAUUACUUAAGAAAAUAAAAUGUAACUAAGGUAUAUAGUUCAAUUACAGGGGCUAAUAAAAUUCCUUUGUGCGUAAAUCCUACUGUAUUUUUCUCUCUUAGGUUUAGAGGGUCACAUUGGUACAUUUUUUAAAAUGCUUUUAUAAUUUAUCAGAGCACGCACAGUAUUUAGAGUGGCUUUAGAGAACUGUUAAUUUUAGUUUAAAAUGUUUUCUGACAAUAGUACUUUGUGCUUCAUGUUAUGUGAUUGUUUCAACUUUUAUUUGUAAUUAUAGAAUUGUUUGUGGCAUUUUGAGAGAUACAUCUACUAAACUUUUAUGUAUUUAUCUAUUCUUUAUAAUACUGGUAUUUUGGUAUAGAUGAGUUUCAUCUCUUUCAUUUUUAAGUAGAAUUCUCCAGAUAAUUAAAGGCGUUUAAGACAGCCUUAUUUUGCCCUGUGUAUAUUGUCUUUUCCACAUAUUCAUAUAAAAAUAAAGUCAUGAAUGAUUAAAUAAAUUUUGGGGACAUUUUCCAAAAUGUUGUUCUUUGCACUCAUUUAAUAGCGAUGUAUGUUCCUUAUUUCUAAAAAUUCCAUUGUAGUGUCACUAUGAAAUUGAAAUGUUUACCUUUAGAUAAAAAGCAUUUUAACAAAUUCAAAAUCCCAUACAUCAGGAUUAAGCUUUUUAUUCUCUAACGUUACUUUAAGAUAAUGGUCAUGACUGACACACAAUGCUUAAUAAUUUAAAGUUGAAUAUUUAGUUUUCAGAUCAAAUCACUUAAAAUGGGUGCUUUUUUAGUUUUGAUUCAAACUUUAUGUAUACUCAUAUUUUAAUAGCUAAAAUAUAUAUUUAUGAUAGUCUGCUUCCAUUUAAAUUGUAUUUAACUUUGAAUAUUAAUUUUAUUUAGUAUUUUAUUGGAAAAGGGCUUAACAGUUCUAUGCGUUAAUUAAAAGAAAUACUUGUCUUGUAAAGUGCAUGCCAUCUUAAUCCUGUCUGGAAGUCUUUGAUUUCAGUGAGUUUUAUACUUUUUUUUUUUUCAUUGUUUUGAUGCCCCAAUUGUUAGUUUAUCCAUUAAGGACAAAGCUGUGUGUUAUAUAAAAAUUGCUAUUGAUCAUAUUAUAUACAUGAUGAUUUUAUUCAUUUGUAGAUGUGACACCAAAUCAAAAUAUCUACAAGUAGUGCCCUCUUUGCCAUUAAAAAAAAAUAUGCACAUGCAUAUUUAAUCUUUUUGUUUAAAAAAAGAAAUUAAAAUAUUAAAUAGAUUAAACAGAUUAUGUACUUUUGCAUCUUUAUAGGUUGUAAUUUUAUCAUUGAAUUGUUUGCAAAUUUUAAUCCCUCCCUAUGCUUUGCAUGCUGUAAUUGUUUAAGCAUUUUCAUAAGUGGCUUUACUCAGUGAGAAAAGGUUAUGAUUUUUAACAAUGCAAAUUCCAUUUCUGUAUUAUAGUAUUAUGCUUUAUGAAAUUAUAGAGUUCCUUAUCCUUAAAUCACACUAAUUUCAUUCCUGACAGAUAGGUUGCUAGUUACGAUUUAUCAAAUUAUGUCAAUAUCACUAUUUUUCAAACAUUUUAUCCAAAAGUACCAGAAUGUUACUUUUAAAACUAGAAGCAAGCUAUGGCUAAGUGCAUGAACCUCCUAUCUGCUCAAGUUACUUGACAAAACAUGCAUUCAAGUAACACACUUAAUGAGAAUCUCAAUUAGUGCUAACUUCUGGAAAUUUUAUAUUGCACACCUAUUGAACACAGUCUUACAGCCAUACAUGAAUACCUUGAGAAUUACUAUUUCAAAAAAAUAAUUUUUUUUCCUCUCUGUAAACUUUGGAUGUUUCUUUAGUGUCUUAUUUAUUGGCACUAAUUAUUCUAUUAAAUGUGAAUAAAGUUAAUGAACUUGGUGCAUUUUACAUAUGGUUUCUAAUAUUGUUUCUAGUUCUAAUAAAAUAUUUGAUUUGUAGUGGAAAUUUUGCAUUUAUAAAUUACCAAGGAGCUUAUUGUGGUAUACACUAUUUUUUUCAGUAGCAUGUGAUCUUAGUGAAAUAAACUCAUCUUAUAUUUAAUACAUUAUUUAUAAUCCUUCCUAAAAAAUUAAAUUUCAUAGCUGAUUUUAAGAGUAUUGUUUCUUAAUUAGUGUCCUUAUCAGUUUUUAUUCUAAAAGAUAUUAAACAAAUCAUGGGUGAACUUUUAAAACAUAUUGAUGAGGCAAUAUGUAAAAAUUAUUUUUAAAUUGAAAAUAGAAUAGGCCAGUGCAGCUUAAUUUUAAUGAAAGUAUUCUGGGUUGAUUUUACUCUUUUUAUCCUGCCCAAUAGCUUCAAUCCAGUUGUGUGAACAAAAUGUUUUAAGCAAAAAAUAAUUCUACAGAUACAACUCAAACUUAUCAGAUAGUUCUUUUUUUGUAGUUGGCCGUCUGAUAAUUUAAUUUAUCUUGAUUGCAUUAAGCGUUUUUGUAUCACAUUACAAGAGUAAUUUCCUAUAAUCUUACCCUAUUGGUAUUUUCUUUUAAUGCAUGAAGAUUUUUUUACCCACAUUAAAUUACUACUGGUUUUUUACUUUAAAUGUAGGUAAUUUAAAAAGGGGACAGUCAAUUAUGUCACUCUGAUGCAUUGUUUUUCUUCCAUAACCUCUCAUUUAGAUGUAAGAGGUCAUUCAGGGAGGGCAAAGGAACGGCUUCCAGUACGACUCUCAUUGACUACAAAAGGCUCAGAAUCUCAGGAAGCUGUUGCUGGGGAGAGUCGAGUUAGUGAGCACCUAGCUACACCAUCUUCAGGGGGGCGAAUUAGCUUUAAGGGUUCAGGACUACCUGUUCCAGUGGGGACUACAGAUGGCUCAAAAUUCAGACGCAUGGCCGCUGAUGGACAAGCAAAAGGAAAACGUUGAUUAUACAUUCAUAUAUCUGGUUACACUGGAAUUAUAUAUGAUCAUGUGCAAUGGUUAUGGAAAGUUUAUCACAAAGUGAAUUUGACAGUUAAAGGAUGUCAUUUGUUAAAAGAAAGGGGGCAAGGAUUUUCUUUUGUGAAGCAAUAUUUUCAAAUAAGUUUUUGUGAGUCCAAUUUAUUGUUUCUACACUAGUAGUUAAGUAACAUAAUGACACACCAGAUAGAUUAUGUGAAAUGGGAUUUAUGUGAAAUGCUGUUUUAAAGGUAUAUCAUAUUUAACAAACACAUGAUUUUUGUGUGGGUGCUGUUGGAGAGUUGCUAAGCAUAUUUCCUCUUAACAUUUGCUCUUGCAACCUUAUGCUGUCAUUAGCAUAAUUAUUUUAUAGAAAAUUGAUUACAAGCAUUUGUUUCCCAUCAGAAGUCAAAUUCUCAGAUUUUCCUUUAAAUCCUAAGUAAAUUUUUCAUUUCAUUUGAAAGAAUUAUUGUACUAUUAUCAUUGUUUAAUACUUGUAUAUUUUAUCAAGCAGCAUUGUACAUUUUUUGUUUUGUGAGUGGGUUUGUUAAGGUCUAAAACUAUGGUAUAUCUGUUAACAUUAGACAUUUCAAUAUUGUAAUAUUGUGCGCUAGAAACAUUUUUGAAAGCUCAUUUCUAGAAUUGAACUAUGAAAUCAAUAAUUCAUCUCUUAAAUAGCUUCAGCAUGUCUAUAAUUUUUUUAAAGUACAGACAAGGCAUUCCAAUAGCUGUUUCAAUGUUGUUAAUUCUCCCUCUCCUCUUUGAAUCAAGAAAAUGGGUUGAAAAUAAUUUUUUUUUGAGUAGUAAUAGUUAUUGGAUUCUAUAAGCUCUGACUUUGGGGAAAAUUAAGGUGCUUUUAGAUUUGUGACUGUAAUGUUUUUUUGUGGUAUUGUAUAAUUUUGUAAAUACUUGUACAAUUUUUACUGUACAUACUUUGUUCUUGUAUAUAAAUAUAUAAAAUUCUUUGACUGUUUUUUCUAAUCUUAUGUUAUGAUACAACAAGAGACUAACAAGCUGGUCGUGCCUGAAUUGUAAAUGUUUUAAAAAAAGAAUAGGACUAUAGGUCAACUAAUUUACUUAAAUUCUUCCGUAUUCAAAACUUUUCAAUAGGAUGAUAUUAAUUAAAAUUUGAGAUGUGUGAUUUAAAAAAAAAUCUUAAUUUAACUUAUGUUUGGUCUUGUAUAUCUCUUUUUAAAACCCUUUAAAAUAAUUCAAAUGAAAGACUUUUAAGGAUAUUGAAUUUUAACCUUAUAUUUGUCAAGUGCAAUGUCUCUGUGACGCCAACCAAUACUAUAUGACUGUCAAGUUCAUUCGCUCAGAGAGGUCACUCAUUUUUAACAUUUAGAUAUGCUUGCCUAAAAUAAAUUGCCAUAAAAAUUGAAUUUUACACACACUAUCAUUUAUACAUUUUCUUAAAGUGCAUUGGAUAAGGAAUCUUAUGAUUUUUCCGUUUAUGAAAAUUAUAGGGUUAACACUUGCCCUGACCUUGAUCUCUAUUUUAUGUAUGGAUGUGUUUAAAUAAUUUAAAUAAUUUUAGACUUUUCUAUCAAUUAAAAAUUCAUUUUCUGUGAUUACAAUCCACCCCUAUCCAAAAUCUAGUAAUUUCUUAACUUUUUUCUUUUAAAAAAAAAACUUCACUUAAAAUGUAGAUUCUGAUCAUUUUCUUAAUUUAAUUUUUGUGUGUGUGUGUGUGGUUUUUUUUUCUUUAGGGUAUAUUUGUAGAUUUACCAAACUUCUUAUAACUAUUAGCAUGUUGUUGGUAUUUAUGUGUUCAAGUUGAAAAGACUGUUUCACACACUUACGUUCAUUUUUCUCUUAAAAAUGGAUUUACAAAAAAGGUGAAUAAUUUUACAAGUGCUUUCAUUUUACAAAUCCAAAUAGAAGCUUCUUUUUAAUCUAUUGACAAAAAAAAACUAGCUGAAAUAAUGUUUGUGCUAAGUUUUAAAUGCUUGAUCUCCAAAAAAAACAUAGAUUGGUUAGUUAUUGCUAACUUGUGUGUUAGAGUAACACAGUGGAACCCAUCUUUAAUGUGUGAAUUGGGUUCAUAAAAUUAAUUAAAUUGGAUUGCAUACAAGAAGGGUUUUGUGCGAAGAUUGUUAAAAAUUUGAAAAAUAGAAAGUUGGGUCAUGCCAUUAAAGUUUACGGAUUUUAAUAUUUCUUGCAUCUAAUGAGCUUUGUGGUGUUGCCAUUUUCUAGUUUUAAUGGAUGUGUGAUUGUGUUGUAGAAUACAUUUUUAAAUCUUUUUUUCAUGCACUGAUAAAAAAAAUUGUGUGAAUGAAUAUAUGAAAUUUGAGGACCGUAUUUUAUCCCCAUUCGGGUUAUUUUUAGGCACAUUUCAGCGGGGUUUCACCAAGUUAUAUUUUGUUUGUUGUGCAUAAUGAGACUUAAAAUAAAAUGAAAAAGAGGGUAAGGUGCCAAAUUUGAUAAAUUUGCAUAAUAAUAUGAAGGCAUUGACAUUUAACUUGCUGUUAAAGCUGUAACUUGCUGUUAGUAACUUGCUAUAUUUAAAGCUGUGGAUAGAUGAAUCUCCGAUGAGUCUACUAGUAUUUUGAAGUUAUUCAGCUCCUGUCUGUUAAACAGAUUUUUAUUUUAAAAAAGUACUAACUCCUAGCUUACUCUAUAAAUAUAUAUAUAAAUAUACAGUACUUGCAAUACAUUUCAUAUUUUCAGGCUCCUGUUUUUUAAUAGUAUUUUCAUUUUAUAAAUCUUUAAAGUCUAAUUUAUCUUAGUGCAUACUUUUUUUUCCCAGAGUGACUGAAUUUACCACUUUGAAUCUUUAUAACCUUGUUCAGUUUUUCAUUGUGUAAUUUGUGUAUUUGGAUUUUAGCAAAUGGAUGAAAUGUAUUUGUGUGAAUUUAAUCAAAAAUUAAUAAAUACAAUAGAUAUUCUAUGUCAACAUAAAAGAUGUCGUGUGCACAUACUACCAAAUGAACUCUUUCUAUUCUGAGGAAAUGAUAGGUUCUAUAGAACCUUACUAAUUUCAAAUGAAGUGGCGUGUUAGGAUUUGAAACUAAAUUUUGAAAUUGCAAAGGAUUUAAAUUGAAGCUGACAAUGGAGAGGGUGUCAAAAGUACCAUGUGUUGUUGCAAACAUGAGAAAGACUUGAAAUAUGAGUCCUUUUUAUUUUGGUGUCUUAGUCUUAGAACCCUUACACUGAAUUACCAAGUUUCUACUGUAAAAUUUCAUCUUAAUUAUUUUUAACCUUGCAAUUUUAUCUUUAAAAAAAUUACUAUUAUAUUUUUAGUCGGUGGUGCAUGAUUGUUAUACUUGUUAAUUUUAAGUUUUGCGUGUGCAUUAUUAUAUAUGCCAUUUCUUUUUUGUUAUUAUUCAAUAAGCUUUUUGCACCUUUGACGUUUAAAUAAUUUUUUUUUUCAGAAUUAGAAAACCAAUAGAAAAUUGUCUUGGCUUUGAUAAGAAAAGCUUCAACAGUCCCAAUAAAACGCUAUAUUUUUAAAUAAAACAUAUGGAGUAAUAGAAUUCAGUUAGUUGGACACAAAUUUAAAAUGUCUAGAGUGUUUGUUCACUUACAUAUGAGGCUAAUGCACAUCUGUACAUAAGUACUACCAUUUAUUUGGCAUCUGUUUGAUAUGUGCUUAGAUAUGUACAUGUCUUAUGUUGUGAUAAGUCAACAACAAUAAAAGCAACAACAAAAUACAUGAUUUAUUUAAUAUCUUAUGAGUAAAGAAUGCAAGUUGUGUUAAGUUUCUUCUUCUGUCUCCUUUUUUUAAAACUCCCUCUAGCCUCAGGUUGAACUGCUAUAAUGGGCCGUACAUUCCCUAUUAAAGGCUUGACAUCUACCAGAAAUAUCUUCAUCCAAUUUCAUGCUUAUGAGAAUUUUAUCUUGAAUCUGGUGUUUUCUAGUGCCUUAAUAGGAAAAGUCAGUCAAAACCUUGCUAUUGUUGCCUUCCUGUCUGUAGCUUUGGCAUACUUUUUGUAUGAUGAAUUUGGAUGCACUGGAUUGACAUCUUCAUUGUGGGGUCAGUUUUUUCAGCACUCUACAGUCAAUGGUGAUAGGUUUCAUUGGAAUAUCUUUCAAUUUUACAUGGUAGCGCUUACAGAUAAACAUGUUAAACUUUAAAUGCAAUGCUAACAAAGACCAAUUAAAACAGUAAAAAUUGUGUGAGUUUGUCGGUACGUGGAAUGAAUUGACAUAUAAAUCAGUUGACAGUUGAAGAUAAAUAAUAAAAUAGCGAAAUUCUCAUUUCAGUCACUACCUUAUUUUAAAACCAUCUGUUAUAUAAAAAUAAAUAAAAGGUGCAUUUCCCAUAUCUAACUAACUUUCACAGAUACCUCACCAAGGCCAAUUUCAAGAGAGCGAGAGCGGCGUACCAGUACUCGCUUACAUCGUGGUAUACCAACAAGUUCAGACAUGCAAAGGGAGUCAACACGCAUGUCCAUGGGACAGACACAGCAAGGCAGCAUUAUAUCUGGUCUUGCACAAGGUGUUGUAGGCAGACGAGAGAGUGGAUCCAGAGAAGAUGUCCCUCGUUCAGGAUCAUCAAAACAUGUGCGCAAAUAGCUUUUUUUUCUAAAUUUAAAAUGUAUGCAAAUUUACAUUGUUGAUCGAGUUUAAACUUUGAAGCUUAUAAUCCAAAUUCCAUGGAAAAGUAUUUUUAUUUAUGUUUUGUGGUAAAUCAAUUCAUUUUAACUUGCAUAUAAUUGAGGAGGGUGUCCGCAUAAAUCUUAGUGUCUAAGGUAAAUAAAACUUACAAAUACUUAUCAAAGAAAAACAAGAAUUUGUUACUCUGAGUGACCUGUGUGAUGAUGUUAACCAAAGCAAAUCUCUAUGAAAAUGAACUACUUUAUCAUACUGUUGACUAAAAAAAACUUUUAACAAUGCAGAAACCCAAUAUUUUAUUAAUGUUUAAAAAUAUUUUAAAAAGUCCAAGUGCACAUUAUGUUUUACAACUUGGUUCAAGAUUUUUUAAAUAACCAAAAGAGUAGAUAGUAAAUUUAUAAAAAUUAUCUGUAAGUCUUUGAUUAAGCUUAUAAGUACAUUUUUUAUAAAUUCUUUUAUAUAAACUACAAGUGAAAAAAACUUGCAUGAAAUGCAUGUAUGCAGUUUCGGCACAUGUUUUCUUGAAACUAAUGUUACUAAAACAGACCUGUGAUUUGGUACAAAAUGAGGAACUUAUUUCCUAAUCCAUUAGCCUGGUUUGCUAGGGGCACUAUUAGCAGCUCAACUUGUAAUACAUUCUCUCAACUUAGGUUUAUAAAAUACUAUAGCUAGCUUUCUUCAGUUCCCAAAUGAGUGAUCAUCUUAUCUCAGUGUAAAAAAAAAAGCAAUCUACUCCAACCCAUACUGCAAUGAAAAGAAAUGAUCAGAUUCUUCAAAGGGAAUAAAAAUUAAUCUCAGAUUUUUAAAAUAAUAUUGCUGCAUUCUUGUAAAGAGGAAAUGAAUUCUUGCCAAAUCUAAUAAAAUAAGUGUGACUAAGUGCCACAUGUUAAUAAGGUUGAAACAAAAUAAAGUUAAUUUUUUUAAAUCGUCUUAUGGUAAAUAAAGAAAACAAAGAAUAUUUGAUGUGAUGUGGGUGAAAUUUCUAGGUUAGUACUGUAGAAAGAAAACGGUGUCAGUUCAAAGUUUAAAGAUCUGUUUUGUAUGAUUAUGUUGCAUAUAAAGUAAUUUUAUAAUGCUUAUGCUUGUGGCAACUAACGCAAAUGUAUCCUUAACAUAAAUAACAUUGGCAAUCAUACAAAUCAUGUGUAUAAAACAACGUUACUUAUGGCUAUUUUAACUUUUUAAAAUUAAUAGUUAUACAUUACAUGGAGUUUUAAUACAAUUAAUUUGUUGGUGCCAAACACUAUCAUCAGCUCAAGAAUAACCCUUCUGUUUUCAUUUUUCCCCCCUUUGUUUUACUAGGUAGGGUAUAAUAAAUAAAUGAAAGAAGAAAAAAAGAGGUGCCAUCACUACUUCAUGCAAGCAUCCUGUGAAAGUAAACAACAGAGUAAGUCUAUGAACUACCAGGAUUGAUGGAGUUUCUCAAGCUUUCAAAGAGGGGAGUUGUCCAGAGUCGCAAGCAACAAUAAUAUCUAGAAUAAUUUUACUGUGUAUAUCCAUCAUGGUUUUAAAAAGUGUGGGGUAUGAUUUCACUUUCAAUUUGGCUGAAUCCUAUGAGAUCUCUCAGGUUACUGUGAUCCCAACCAACAUUCAAAUCACUUUUCUAUCCUGAGACUAGGAAAGGUCCAAUCUUAUGUUGAUGUCCUCAAGGAAACUGAACUAUUUGCAUAGUGCAUUUGCGUCUGCUAGGACUAUAUAUCGAACACUAGUAUGAAUUUAUAAGCCAUCUGCAAUAUUAAAUCAUAUAUAAACUGAGUGUUAAAAAGGUAUGUAUCCUGUCUAAAUUUAAAACUUAAUUUGUUUUUAAGUUUCAAGAAGCCAUUACCAAAUAAAGAGUCACACAGGAGCUGCCAUAUUUAUAUUACUACUCCUCUCCUCGUUUGAGUCUUACAAACUUACAAGUUUUAACAUUUAAAAAAAAAAAAUUGAUAUUGUAUCGGCUUUAUAUGGAGUCUCACAAUUUGCUUUACUGUAGCUAUUAUAAGAAAAAGAGUUAAUAGUCGAGACUUCUGUAACUCUUUGGAAUCAAGAUCUGGCUUUAGAAAAAUUUGAUUUAACUCAGUAAAUAAUUAAUAACUUGGUCAGUUUAACGAAAUGCUAAAUAUUCAAAUUAAUAUUACAUUAUUAUUGGGUGUAUGUAAAAAUAUAUAUAUAUUUUUUUUGAAUGGAAUAUGCCAAAGCUUAUUAUAUUUUGUAAUAAAGGUUUCCGUAGUCAUGCUAACAGUAUGCAAAGUUGACUUUGUUAUUUCACUAUAGCAAACAACUCUCUUUGUCUCUUUAUGGCCUGUUAAAUAUGGAAUAUAAUCAACUCUUGGGUUAGGCUAGAUCACAAAUAAGUGCUAACAAAUGUUUUAAGUUUUGACUCGAUCGCAAUUCAUUUUUCACAAAUCUCCAAUUGUACAGUUAAACUCAAAUCAUACUAAAAGACUGGUACUUUUUUUUUUUAGUGUGUAAAUACAAUGCAUAAAUUUAUGUUUAUUUUUAUGAAUGCAUGGAAUGAAUGAUGACUUUAAAUGUAUAUUCUCUUUCCAAAUAUAAAUAUAUUAAAUAUUUAGUAUUGUUUUGGAUUUACUGGUAGUGAUUUGAAAUAUUAAGCAUCAUAUAUAUCUAUAUAUAUAUAAAAAGGAUAUAAGAAUUCCAUGACCAGUUCUAUGCAGUUAAAAUUGGAUAAGUUUUGUUUACACAAAAUUGUGUUAAGGACAUCUCAUUAUCAACACCAUUUAUACUUAAAAUUUCCUGUAUGUUUGGGCAACUGUGAUUUCUUAAAAAAAAAAUUUUUUUACCGGUCACUGAAAGAUUAAGCUUACAAGCAUAUUGAAUGAACUGCAACAGGGGUGGGCCACCAUGGCUUGCUUGCCCCUCAGUGAAUUUUUUUUUCUUACAUGGGAAACCAAGGCUUGAUCUUGAAAUAUAUUUCAAUUUACCACACUAGUGUGAUAUUUCAUGAUCUGAAAAAGUUUUCCCAUACUUAAAAGUCAUGUCUAUUAAUGUCCUUAAAAAAUUGGGUUAGCCUAAUGAAAACAUUUUGCAUUACAGAUUUUUUGAGUUUUGCAUGCACCCUUAACGGUUUGCCCACUCCUGAAUUGGUAGAUAUGUUACUGUGUGCAGUGCAUAAUCUAUCACAAAUAAAUUGAAUAAUUUCAUUGGUUUUCUUUUGUGGAAAAGCUUUUCUUCCAGAUAUAAUACUAUUCUAUUGUACUGAUGUUCAAGCAUUAAUAUCAUGGAGCUAUGUUUAGAAUUUGCCCUAUCAACUUAAUUUGCAAUAUUAUGCUUAUUUGUUUAGAUUCUAUAACGGCUAUUAACGCUGUGCUGUAUCUAGUGGGCACAUUAUUUAUUUAAAAUUUAGAAGCCGCAUUUGACCCUGAUCUGCAAUAAUGUAAUAUCUGAGUGAUCAGAGCUUUACAGUUUUAGUUAGUAAACAGCCCGCUUGAAUACAUCGAUAAAAUCUGCCUCUAAUGAGGUUAAUAUUAAAAAAGCUAAAGUACAAAUGGGAAGGUUAAAAAAUUGACAAAGCACCCAAAUAACCAAUUCCCAAAUGUAUUAUAUCAAUUAAUGAAAAAAUGAAUGUGGAAACAGGAAGGUAAAUUUACAGUUACUAUGAGACAUGGGGGGUAAAUCCCAGGAAUAUCUACUUAACUAAUUUGAGUAAUGUGUGGUGAACUCCACAUGUACGGUGUAUUCAUUUCCGUCCCUAAUUUUUUCUUCUUCUUUAUUUGGUUGAACUUUCAUGCUCAUAAACACAUGUUCAUUACAUCAUUAGCUUGUGGCACUGAAAUGUAGCAGUAGCAGUAUAUUUUGUUGGGAAAUUGAAAUGCAUCCCUUGGCUGUGUCCAUAAGUAAUUAGGUCAAGAUACUGAAUAACUAUCUUUAUUAUGAAAUCAAUUGGCAGUCGGUGGCUGAAGCCACACAAGUGGAUGAAGUUUCUGAUCAAAUCACUUAUUGCCAUGGUUUGUAUCAGAACUUGACAUUUUACGCAGCCAUGUUCCAGUGUAUGACAUUCUAGGAAUUCUAUAACUGGAUGAUGUAAAACCACUGCAAGAAAUAAAAUCUAUAAAAACUAACGCAGUGCUGUGUCUAAAAUAAUUUAAUUUUAAUUAAAGCACUUCUGCCUUAUUCUGAAAAGAGUACAAAAUAUUUGACAGAGGUGGACCAAAUCCAACUCCAAACAAGGCUUCUCUUUUUUUAUGAUUACAUCAUUUUUUUAAAUAUUUUUUUUUUGACUUUAAAGCCCCUUUUAAAAAUUUUAAUCAAAUACUUGUCCAAUCUUGACAAGGUCAUCGGGGAGAAUUCUAGGAGGUAUGUUAGAAAAGAGAUCCUGUGGUUUCAUAUCUUCUCCAUCCUCCUCAAAUUAAUAAUAAAUUGCAGAACCCAAAUUUAAAGAAAACCAACAAAACUAAUUGAAAAAAUUGGUUACCGGUAGUCCAUUUCAGUGUUUAUAAUAAUAAUACUGCUACUAUAAAUUGAGUGUUUUCAGAGCAGUCAGAGCCAAAACUUCAAACUAAAAUAUUUUAUUUCAAUUUAUAAAUUCGUUCAUGUCAAUGAAUUUUGGUUAAGUUUGGAAUAAAUUUAAAAAAAAAAAAGAUUUUUUUUUUGAAAUAUUGUUUUUUUUUCUAUAAAGACAUCUAUGUGUGUAUUUAUGAAAUAAAAUGUGGUUUGUCUUAACUCACUAUAGUAGAAUGAUUUGAAGUGAUUUCUAAAUUUUUUAAAUAUAUAUAUAUAAAUACCUACCAAAUAUAUGAGAGCAGAAAAUAUAUAUAUAUAAAUAUCUACCAAAUAUGUGAGCAGAAAUACAGAACCUUUGGUCAUUUUUAUUUUCUAUCUGAACAUUCUUCUUCUUAAACAUUUAAACUUAAAACCAUUAUGUUAUUUCCAGCCUUCUGGUGAUAAGAAAAUGACAACUGGUUUGGAACUUAAAGGAUCUUUAAAAAAGUAAUUUCCAAAAAAAGGAAAGAAACACUACAUCCGUGCUUUACAGUUUGCAUGCAAAUAAAUCCGUAAAUGUACUGUUGUCUCAUUCAAGUUUGCAAACAUUACUAUGGAUAAUAAUUGAUGUUUUUUGGGGAACAAUAAACUCUUUAAC